Ixodes scapularis (black-legged tick) is the source of this 1115-nucleotide messenger RNA. RefSeq names its product 39S ribosomal protein L4, mitochondrial (gene mRpL4). Lineage: Eukaryota; Metazoa; Arthropoda; Arachnida; Ixodida; Ixodidae. Gene Ontology annotation, molecular function: structural constituent of ribosome. The record is from RefSeq and is a predicted model, not a curated record. Gene Ontology annotation, cellular component: ribosome. Gene Ontology annotation, biological process: translation.
UAGGAAAGGAAGGAUCGUAAUCGACAGCACAGUAAGCUACAAACAUGGCCGCCGCGAUGGCCAUGCGGGGUUACAGGUUGUGUUUCCGUCUUUGUAAGAUUUCGCCCCAAAAUGCGAUAUGCGAGAGAUUAUGCAGUCAAGUCUCGGGCCCUGUUACCGCCUCUCCGGUUUUAGGCGAAGAAACUGCCGCCAUUGUGGCAACCAGGCCGCCUCUGCCCCUGAUCACAAACCGCAAGCUCGCCUACCCUCCGAAGUUCACGCAAUGCCGGGAGGCGUGGGUCGAAAACCUGGAUACCGUCGAGUCCGAGAAGCUUGGCCUUGUGCCCCUCCACCCCAAAAUUUUUGCGGGUUUUCCAAGAAUCGACACAUUGCACUGGAACAUUCACUGGCAAAAGAAUUACCAGAGAGUUGACUGGGCUACGGCCAAACGCGGGCAGAGAGGCGGGGCGGCGGACGAAAACCGUGGCCAGAAAGGCACGGGAAGGGCACGUCACGGCAGCAUUCGGGCGCCCCAGUGGAAAGGAGGCGGAGUAUCCAUGGGGCCGCGGGGACCGAGGACCUACUUCUACAUGCUUCCCUUUUUCCGGCGCGUCGAGGGUCUCAUCACGGCACUCUCGGUGAAGUUUGCACAGGACGACCUGAAGAUUGUGGAUGCCCUUGAACUGCCCUCUGACGAUCCUAAGUUUCUCCAGAACCUUGUGGAAGAAAGAGUAUGGGGCCCAUCCGUUCUCUUUGUGGACAACACCGACUACGUUCCCAAGAACAUUGCCGUUGCCUGCGACCAGAUCAAGCAUAUGAACAUCAUGCCCGUCUACGGCCUUAACGUACACAGCAUGUUGAAGUACGACACACUGGUGCUUACGUUGUCGGCGGCAGAAGAGAUUGAAGCCAAGCUGCUCUACCAGCUGAACAGAACCGACAUCAGAGAAGCGACUGCACAAGCAGGGAGCAAGAGAUACAUUUAGAUUUAAAUGCGUGUUAACCACACUUGUUGAGUAGUAGUACGGACGGUAAAAAAUAAAGUGUGCGAAGUUUUCAGUUUUGGUGGGUUACAAUUUAGUUUUAGUGACACAAUAAAAAUACACCACACAGGUGAAUCUGGUGGUGUUCUUGCA